UGCGACUAUUAUUGUCGUGUGUAGGAGGAUAAAUGUAAGUAACAGCUGAUAUAUCUUUCUUUUGUUUUUUUGAACAGAAAUAUACAGACCACUAGCAUCAUAUUAAGGAAUGAGUUUUGAUUCACAAACGGCGCCUUCGCCAACCAAAAAGGAGGAUGACAAGAGUAAACAAGGAGUUAAACGGAAAUCAGGAGCCUCGAAAGAUGGGGCUGAAAAAGAUCAGGGCAGAGUGAAGAGCCAAACACGACCCGGUGCGCACAGUGGGACCAGCAGUUCCAGUUCCAGUAGCGGCUCGGGUUCAAGUAAUGGCUCAUCCACAAGCUCCUCCGGUUCUUCGAGCUCCCGCUCAUCUUCGUCGUCGCCAAGCCCCAACCGACAACGACCCAACCGACGACGCUCCCUCUCAAAACCCAAAGUGAUCAAGAAAGAUGAUCGGGAACGGCGGAAGAAGAGUCCCGCUCCAAAACCCACCAAGGUCUAUCUGGGCCGACUAACAAGGAAUGUCAUCAAGGAACACAUCCAGGAGAUCUUCUCCACCUAUGGCAAGAUCAAGAUGAUCGACAUGCCCAUGAACCGCGUUCACCCUCAUCUGUCCAAGGGCUAUGCGUACAUCGAGUUUGAGACCUCCGAGGAAGCCGAGAAGGCUCUCAAACACAUGGAUGGAGGACAGAUUGACGGUCAGGAGAUUACAGUCAUAGCCGUUCUGACACCUACAGUGCGCGCCCCACCUCGGAGGAUGUCCCCUCCCCGCAGAAUGCCGCCUCCACCCCCGAUGUGGCGACGCUCUCCGCCUCGCGUGAGGAGAAGGUCGCCAAGGCGACGCUCCCCAGUCCGGCGCAGGUCCCGGUCACCUGGUCGCCGUCGCCACCGGUCACGCUCUAGUUCCAACUCCUCCCGCUAGAGAAAAUAAUUGCCCACCGCAAAAAAAAAAGAAAAAAAAAAAAAAACAUGACACAAGAAGAAACAUUUGUUGUGUGAAUCCCUUUUUUCCCCCUCUUUCCUUUUUUUAUAUCACUUUCAAAGCAACAUUGGAAUACUGUGUGCAGCUGUUACUUUCCCCAGUCCAAUUUUUUUUUUUUGAUGUGAGGGGGCAAAAAGAUUAAAGGCAAGAUCUAUAAUUGCACAAGAAUUUCCAAUCUAAUUGCUUUUGGGUCAUCCCGGAGAGGUGCUAGUGGACAUCAACUUUUCAUUGUAAUCAUCAUGAAAUAUACCGCUCUCUAGUGGACAGUUGCACUCAUUUAAGCCACUGAAGUUGUUUUAUACGUUUAUGGUUGCUAUGGAAAUGUACUGUACCAAACUACAUACUGCUGCUGUGUUAAUUGAU
Molecule: messenger RNA, 1324 nt
Organism: Hippocampus comes (tiger tail seahorse)
Lineage: Eukaryota; Metazoa; Chordata; Actinopteri; Syngnathiformes; Syngnathidae
Product: RNA-binding protein with serine-rich domain 1
Exons: 7
Coding region: 110-901 (263 amino acids)
Biological process (GO): mRNA splicing, via spliceosome
Cellular component (GO): nucleoplasm; cytoplasm; ASAP complex
Molecular function (GO): RNA binding
Source: RefSeq, a predicted model, not a curated record